GCACGAAGGCGUUGGUUGUUCAUCUACCAAGAAAAUUCAUCGUCAUUUUGCAUGAGAAAAAAAACGUCGAAUUUUUAAUUGUAAUAACUUUUAUACGAAACGAGCAACGGUAGACGCAUAAGAAUCAACAUAUUUGUGCCAUUUUGUAAGCAUUAAAAAUAAAGUGUCUCAUUCGAACCGAGUGUUGCAAAAAAGAAAUAUAUAUAUUAACCUCCAAUGACGACGAUUCGCAAGAAAUUGGUAAUUGUCGGCGAUGGUGCCUGCGGUAAAACUUGCCUUCUGAUCGUCUUUAGCAAAGACCAAUUUCCCGAGGUCUAUGUGCCGACUGUCUUUGAGAAUUAUGUCGCCGAUAUUGAAGUCGACGGCAAGCAGGUGGAGUUGGCCUUAUGGGAUACAGCUGGUCAGGAAGAUUAUGACAGACUGCGACCGCUGAGUUAUCCAGACACUGAUGUUAUACUUAUGUGUUUCUCAGUGGAUUCACCCGAUUCGCUAGAAAAUAUUCCCGAAAAAUGGACGCCAGAGGUCAAACAUUUUUGUCCCAAUGUUCCCAUCAUUUUGGUAGGCAAUAAGAAAGAUUUGCGAAAUGAUCCCAACACAAUUCGGGAUUUAGCAAAGAUGAAGCAAGAGCCGGUUAAGCCGCAGGAGGGACGCGCUAUGGCUGAGAAAAUUAAUGCCUUUGCCUAUUUGGAAUGUUCGGCCAAGUCCAAGGAGGGUGUGCGAGAGGUAUUCGAGACAGCAACCAGGGCUGCACUGCAAGUUAAAAAACGGAAGAAGCCCAAAUGCCUUUUGCUCUAAAAGAGCAAAUAUCAAAUUCUAUACAAACACAAGGAAACACACAUACACACACCCACACACAAACACAAGCACACACCUUUUUACAAGAAUAACAACUAUUGGAAUCAGAUAGCAUGGGGAAUCCGGCAACAGCAACGCAACGCAAAUACAGCAACAACAACAACAUCAACAAACAGCAAAUAUUGCUUUAGCAACAUACAACACACGCAACAACAUCAACAGCAAGAUGAAAGUGAAGAUGAAACGGGCAAAAUGUCAAAUGCGGAUUUGAUUUUAUAUACAGUCUAGAGUAGUUAUUAACAGAAGUAAACAACAAUAAUAAAUAUCGCAUUAUUAUUAUUAUUAUUUGUAA
This is a messenger RNA of Drosophila navojoa, 1147 nucleotides long. RefSeq names its product ras-like GTP-binding protein Rho1 (gene Rho1). The record is from RefSeq and is a predicted model, not a curated record. Lineage: Eukaryota; Metazoa; Arthropoda; Insecta; Diptera; Drosophilidae. Gene Ontology annotation, biological process: small GTPase-mediated signal transduction. Gene Ontology annotation, molecular function: GTP binding; GTPase activity.